AUGACAGGCGUCGAUACAGGCGCAAAGGCGACGAUAAAUGAGCGAACGAGACUCAUUGCUACUAUUCGAGUAACACCGCAGCAGGGCAAGUUUAGAUACGGCGACAUUGAGAGGCGAUAUGCUGUCAUUGCUGUCUGCUCAACUUCAAUUGCAGUCUUUAUUGCAACCAUCAUCUGGUCGGUCGCUUCUCUCCUGCUCUCGGAUUCUGCAACGGAAAAUACACCAACCAUUAAUUAUUGUUUCAACACCUCGACCGCCUACGCAAGCGCAGAGGCUCUAAACAACAAUAUUGAUGCUUUCUGCCAAGAUGUAGCCGACAACGCACGCACUUUCUCAUACAGCCGCGUGUGGACCAAGAUCUAUUACUCCAAUACACCCGAGGAAUACAAAAUGACUGUAGCAUUAUCAAAACGUACGUCUGGAUUUGAUCGCCACAAGUGUAUAGCGUCCAUGAGCUCCAUCGUCAACAAGUGCGACAUUGACGUGAGCGGGAGCACAUCGUUACACUGGAAACAUGGUGGAGGACGCGUGCAAGAACCAUACGAAUAUACAAUUGAGAUUGCCCGUCACAACCGGCCGUGGCCUCCGCCGUCAAAGCCUUUACAGCACUGCGAAGGAUGGUACAAGUUCAUAUUCCACCACUUUGAUAUCUAUGGUGCUGCUUGGGCGAGUCAUGAUUGGGGGCAAAGGUCGCUUUUGCCAGCCAUCAACCCGUGUUGUGGCCCGGGAAGCCUUACUGGGUGGGGGUUUGAAUACUUUGAUCAGCCAGAUGAAAACGGUCACGAGUGGCACGCAUGGUUCAAUACCGCUCUGGGAACGAGAGGUCGGUGCUUUGAUAACAGUAUAGUUCAGUGCACCGCUGGUGGACCUUGUGAUUCUUACUGUAUUGGUAAUUGA
Pestalotiopsis fici W106-1 is the source of this 897-nucleotide messenger RNA. RefSeq lists its product as uncharacterized. The coding region runs from base 1 to 897 and encodes 298 amino acids. The transcript has 3 exons. Lineage: Eukaryota; Fungi; Ascomycota; Sordariomycetes; Amphisphaeriales; Sporocadaceae. The record is from RefSeq and is a predicted model, not a curated record.